AUGCUGGCGGCGGCGGGCUUCGAGCGCGACCCGAUGGCCGACCUCGGCACGGAGGAGGAGCGGGCGCUCGGGAGGCUGGUCCUGGAGAAGUACGGCUCCGACUUGUUUUUCUUAGACAGGCACGGUGGCGGAUCCUUCUUCUGUGAGGCCUUUCUACACGAUGCCGUGCAGGGACCAGCCGGAGUAUUCGAAUUCCUAUGA
Messenger RNA from Prorocentrum cordatum, 201 nucleotides. Lineage: Eukaryota; Dinophyceae; Prorocentrales; Prorocentraceae. The record is from the annotation of a GenBank genome assembly.